AUGAUUUAUGAAGUGGAUACAUUUUCGAAAUCUGAUAUUUUCUUCCAUCUUGUUGACAAAUAUGUAUAUCCCGGCAAAAAAAGUCCGGGGCAAUUGAGAAGAGGAAGAGAGGCGUUGAAGGCGAUUUGCGAUAAUUUGGAGAAUUAUUCGGAUUUUGAUGAGCGAGAAAGUCCCGAUGUAAGGUUUCUAUGAAUUUGAAAUCUUUUAAUCAAAUAAAUGAAAUGAUUUUUCAGGAAAUCUCAAUCUCCCCUUUCGACUUCUGCAUCCUUAAGUCGCUCUCAAAAAGCUCCCUAGGAGCAUCUGUUAACCCCAAAUCCCUCAAAACGUCCCUCAAUUCGAACUCAUUUGAUUAG
Caenorhabditis angaria is the source of this 353-nucleotide messenger RNA. The record is from the annotation of a GenBank genome assembly. Lineage: Eukaryota; Metazoa; Nematoda; Chromadorea; Rhabditida; Rhabditidae.